Molecule: messenger RNA, 2787 nt
Organism: Laccaria bicolor S238N-H82
Lineage: Eukaryota; Fungi; Basidiomycota; Agaricomycetes; Agaricales; Hydnangiaceae
Exons: 2
Coding region: 1-2787 (928 amino acids)
Cellular component (GO): membrane
Molecular function (GO): calcium ion binding
Source: RefSeq, a predicted model, not a curated record
AUGCCAUUUCCUAUGAUCGUCCUUCUUUUCUGUAUUUUGGCUCCCCUACCAAUUCAAUUAUCUGUAGCAUCACCAGUAACCGUCGCCCAACCCCUCAACAACCAGCUGCCUCUCAUCGCUCGGACGAAUCAGCCGUUUUCUUGGUCUCCUUCUCCCAAUACAUUUCUUUCGGACGACCCUUUGGCGUACACCACCUCUGCGCUUCCUGCGUGGCUGUCAUUCGAUCCUUCUGUGCUUGCAUUCCAUGGAACUCCAUCUGCCCAGGACGAAGGCAAUCCAGAAAUCACCUUGACGGCCCACAGCUCCUCGUCGUCGGCGUCGUCUACCUUUACCUUCUGCGUCACCCAUUAUUCUCCACCCACGGUGGGUCUUGCCAUUUCGGACCAAUUUCAUGACUCGAAUCCCUCUCUGUCUUCGGUCUUUACUCUGGCGCCUCUUUCUGCAAUUGCAACCUCGAACCCUGCUCUUCGCAUUCCACCAAAAUGGUCCUUCAGUAUUGGCUUUGAAAGCGGUACGUUUAAGGCCGAUCACAAUCUCUACUACGAGGCUCGGCAGGCCGAUGGUUCUGAACUUCCAGACUGGAUGACAUUUAAUUCAAAGGACAUUACUGUCAACGGCUUUGUGCCCGAAAAGGACAUCACGUUCUCGCCCAUGACCUUUGCUCUGGUUCUCAUCUCGUCUGACCAGUUAGGUUACAGAGCUACGUCAGCCCCGUUCGACAUUGUUAUAGCCGAUCGUGAGUUGUCCGGUUCCCAAGAUCCUCUACCCACCAUCAACGUUACUAGCGCCGCGCCUUUUACUGUAAGUCUCUUGUCCUCGGCAGACUUUUCUGGCAUCUUCGUGGAUGGAAAGCCUAUCGAGCCGUCAGAUGUAACAACUCUGGAGAUUGAUACUUCUGGCUAUGAUCAUUGGUUGAAAUAUGAUACUCCCAGUCGGACUUUAACGGGUAAACCACCAGCGGACGUUACAGGAACGAAGCCGACGAUACCAGUCAAGCUCAGCACAACAUUCAACCAAUCAAUCAAUACGAACGUGUCUCUGGCAUUGGUUCCCUCGUAUUUUUCUUCGCCUGAAUUUCCUGCCUUGAAUCUCAAGCCCGGAGACAAGGUUGAAUUCGGUGUCGACCAAUAUCUCUCCAAUGGAACGGCUGGAGGCUGUAACGAUGCAGAUGUAUCGGUUACCUUCGACCCCACAUCGGCCGGAAACUGGAUGAAAUACGAUUCGAGUCAGGGGCUUUUGGUCGGGAACAUCUCAACAGAUUCUCCGCCAGACCACGUCUCUAUCACGUAUACAGCCUAUUCCCGAAUAACACACUCGACAUCUCAUGCAACCCUUAACAUUUAUAUUUCUGAUGGUUCUACCAAUCAUGGCAAGAAGUCUUUCCAUCCAAGUGGACUUUCUGUUCGAGCACGCCGGAAACUGGUACUAGCGCUGGCCAUCACCUUCGGUAUAGUCGGCGGGCUUGCAGUUCUUGCCUGUUUUUUCGCCGUUAUCCGACGUUACGCGAGAGUUGAAGAUACUGCGCUAAGUGGCGAGGAAGGACGAAAUGGCUGGAGCGAGAAGGAUCGUCGGUGGUAUGGUAUUUCUGGCAGCCCUAGCCACCAGGAGAAGGCACUCGAUCCGCUGACCCUGUUACAGGCUCGCGGCGGACGCCCACCCCCGAAUUAUGUCAACCUGGGACUUGGAUUGCAGCGUGUUGCUGAGCGGAGCUUUUCUAAUCCAGUAGCAGAAGUCGAAAGUCCGGCGGUCAUGAGGAAACGUGAGUUUAUGACUAAAAUCAAGGAGACGGUCCGCCAGGUCAGCGACAAAUACACUCGGAAGCCGCGGCAGUACCCUCGUCCCCUGAUUGGGAAACCCAUUCUUGUCAAGUCCAUCAUACGGGAAGAGCCGAUUGUAUAUCCUCUCCAGGGAGAUCCUGCCAAUCCCUUUGACGAUGUGUAUAGCCAGGGCGGGAGUACAUUCAUGUCUGGGUCACCGUCGUCUUCGACCGGCGAGCACUCAAUACCUAGAAGGAGGGCUGACUUUGCACCGCCAAGGACAUUUGCUCAAGUGCAUUUCGACGACCAACAACUGGCUCCGGUUUCUCGGCAGCCUUCUUCAACAUCUACUGGCACUGUUGCCUCGCACUCCUCCAGACGCUUUGCGCAAAGCAUUCAUAGUGGAAGGAGUGCAAGCCCCCUUUCUCACGAGUCCUUCCCUGACGUUUCUGAAGCACCAGUCACUCGACCUCGGCUCGUUCCAUUCACGAGUUCGACGCGUGUACCCAUUCCUCAAGCUGAGCCUGCGACGAUUCCGGGAGAACCAAUGGCAUUCACCGGCAACAGGAUCGCCAGUCAACGUGCAAAGGUGUUCAAGCCUGACGAGGGUCCAACGGAGAUGAAGGAAAGCGGCAGUCACGAUGACCUCGCCAUGGGACUCCACUACGUUCGUUCUUUGGGUGCCGAUCAGCUGGUUUCUGAAAAGCAAGGUCGAUCGUCCGAUGUAGCCAACGGUGCCGAUGUCAUGAAGAUGGUUCUUCGAACUGGAGAAAGGUUCAAGUUUCGCGUUCCGGUUGGACUUGGCAUGGCGGACGCAUACAAGCUGCCUUCUAAAUACCAGGUCAAGCUAAUGUCAGGUCUUCCUUUGCCCAAGUUUUUGAAGAUCGAUUUGGGUGAUAUUAGCGGUAAGGGUUCGAUAGAGUUUAGCGGGACACCCUUAUCUCGAGAUAUGGGUGAAGUUAGCGUUGGCGUAUUCGAGGAGAAGGAGGGUUGUGUUGCGAAGGUUGUUAUAGAUGUCAUCGCCAGGUGA